UUUUUGAAUUUUGUCUGCUCUCGCAUGGGACUGUUUAUUUCGUAGCAGUACCUUGAUGUAGCAAGACGUAGCGGCUGGAUCUCUUUCAGAGAACGAAGAAAUACCAUAAAGAAUAAAGUGGCCAAGGGUUUUUCAGGUUGAAAUCCCUUUAUAAAAAAGGGUAAUCCAAGAUGACGGUUAACUUAGGUGUUAAGGCUCUUCUCGACUGGGUCAACUCCAUAAAACUGAACGACCACGAAUUAACUAUCGACGAUUUACAGGAUGGGACAGUCUUAGUGAGACUUGUUUAUGUGCUGAAAAAGGAACCAAACUCCUGCUUCAGGAAUUCAAUUGAGGAUCGAUUCAGGGUCAUUGCAGACUUUGUGGAAAGGGAUUGCAGAUUUAGUGCUGCCAAAGGCACUUCACUAUCUUGGGACAAGAUAAAAGAUGGCAUCAACCUAACAGUAGAGAUUGCAAAGGUGCUUUUAUUGCUUGUAUACCACGACAUAAUGAAUGACCGCUGCACCCUGAACAUGUUGCACUGCGAUGCGGAGAGAGAGAUAGCAAAUCUUACUGGUUCCUUUGUGAUGGAGAGUGACGGCUGUGUUUAUCUGAGCAAAGGCCUUGAUGCCUAUUUGGCAAGGAGAUAUUUGCCUGUCGCCCGGGAAAUAUUUGACCGAUCAGCAACCACCUCCACCUCCAAUGCAUCGACUACCUCCUCGCUGUCAGAUGAUGACUCCCCCGUCUUUCGCCGCACACAGAAAAUCACAUUCGUCGACAUGCAAACUGUGGCUUCCUCCUCAGUCAGCAAGUCUCCUCUGCAGGAUAUCAUGAACACACCUAAGUUUCAGUUGAGGAAGAUGCAACGACAGAUGAUCAAGGACAGAGACUACAGAGACGGGUUAGAGAGGGAGUUGACCAGCAAGCUUGCACUCAUUGCACAGAGAGAGUCCCAUAUUAACCAGUUGCAGUACCGCCUGGAUAAGUUGAAAGAAGAGCAAGUUGAUCAGGAGAAUACUGUCAGGGAACAACUUGAUGAACUUGAGACCAAAAACAACAUGUUACAAACGCGUUUUGAUGAAAUCUUAAAGCAAAAUAAAGACUUCAAAAGUAACUCCUCACUUAUGGAGCGGAAAGUGGAUGAGCUGUCUGAGGAAAAUGGUGAACUCUCAUCCCAGGUAAGAACCAUGUGUUCACAGCUGGCCCGCUUUGAGGCAGAAGUUGGCAGGCUGACAGAAACCCAAACGUCUGCUCAGGAGGAGUUUAUAAGCAAAACAGGCCAACUGCUGUCUGAACUUAACCAAGCUACCGCUCAAAAGGAGCUAUUGGCUGAACAAAUUCAGAUCCUCCAGGGAAAGAUUUCUUCUUUGGAGGAUGAAAUAAGCAGAGCUGCUAAGGAAGAAGUAGGAGAGAAUAUGGGGCCUGUAAUGGAGAGAGAAAUGUUAGACAGUGAAAUCAGGGGUUUGAAGAAUGAGCUGGAGAGCACACUUUGCUCCCUUGAAAUGGCUGAGUCGGAGAUUCAGGCCAAAACACAGCAGCUGUCAGAGUGUCAACAAGAAAUGAAUCAACAAAAGGAGCUCCUGAAACAACAUGAGUCACAAACUAAAGAAAUCAUUCAAGCAAAGGAUGACAUUUUAGACAAAUUGCAAAAGGAGAUCACUGAACAAAGAAGAGUCCUCCAGCAUGAGAUCCAGGAACUCAAGAUUCAACUUGAGCAAGUUGAGCAGCAGAAGGCUGAGCAGAUGACCAGACUUCAGCAGCAUAUUGCCACUUGCGAACAAGAAAUUGAAAAUCUAAAGAAAAUUAAGAAAGAGAAGGAAGACCUUCUACAUCAGACGGAAGAAAAUGUCAAAGAUCUUGAGACAAAGUUAUCUGCUGCCAGUUCACUCUUGGCUGAUAAAGACCAACAAAUUAACAAUCUAAGGGAAGAAGUUGACAUUCUCACAGAUGAAACCAAAAACAACAAAAAUGAAAUUCAAGCCAAAGAGGAAAUGCUUUCAAAAUUACUUCUUGAGAAGUCUAAUGAGCAAACCAUUUUUCUUGAUAAAAUGCAGACAAUAACUGUGCAAGUAGAAACCCUGAGCUCAGCUCUCAAACAGGCUGAGCAGGAAAUUCAACUUAAGCAAGACCUACUGGAUAAAGUCCAACAAGAGAAUUUCCAACAAAGGGAGGUACUCCAAAAACAGAUUGUAACCUGUGAAGAGUUGGUCAAGAAGUUAAACGAAGAGAUACAGGUAAAAAAUGAGCAGCUUGUUAGUCUAAAGAAUGACUGCUCUCAACAGUCUGAAUUGCUGGAGCGAGAGAUUACAGGACUGAAAGGCCAACUAGACAGCCUGAAUGACUCCCUUAGAAAGGCAGAGGAACAAGUUCGGACUCAGGAAGUUCUGCUUACAAAGCAGGAGCAGCAAAGUGCUCAUCAGACAGAGAUCCUGCAGCAGCAACUCUCUCUCUCUGAAGAGAGGGUGAGGAGCAUGAAGGAGGAGAUCCAGUCUAAAGAGGAUCAUAUAAAUAUGUUAAACAAUCAAAUAUCAGAGCAGUCAGAACUACUACAUCAGGAGAUCCAAGAUUUAAAGAAACAGAUUGAGUGUCUUAGUUCCUCCCUGAAGAAUGCAAAGGAGAAUUUGCAAUCCAGGGAAAAUCUGUUUGCUGAGCAGCAACUAAAGAGCAGUCUGGAUAUGGAGGCUCUCCAGGCACAGAUGGUAGCAUCUGAAGAUGAAGUCAAGAGGCUAAAUACAGAGAUUCAUGUGAAGGAGGAGCAAUUAAUUCUGCUAAAGUCAGAGACAACUACACACUCUGAUUCUCUACAGCAAGAGAUUGAAAGUCUGAAUACACAAUUAAAGACUCUGACCACUUCUCUUGAGAUUGCCAAUGACCAGGUUCAGGCCAAAGAAGAUUUGAUGGCCCAACAGGAGCAGCAGAGCACUUUGCAGAUUGAGGCACUUGGAAAGCACAGUGCAUUUCUUGAGGAGGAGGUUCGUCAACUUAGGAAGGAAAUUCAAACUAAAGAGGGUGAGGUAGACCUGUUGAAGGUUGAGAGCCGCAAGGGGUCAGAAGUUCUGCAGAAUGAAAUCCUUACUCUUAAGGAUCAAGUUCAAAGUUUGAAUGAAUGCCUGAAGACUACAAUGGAACAAGUUCAGGCUAAAGAAAACAUGUUGACUCAGAAGGAAAUGGAGAUUUCUCAGGAAAAAGAUAAAUUUCAAGACAUGAUGACAACCUCCAAAGAGGAGAUGAAAGGGCUGAAGGAGCAGAUCCAGGCUAAAGAGGAAGAACUGGUCACACUAGAAAAAGAGGGCUCCAUACAUUCAGACAUGCUACAGCAAGAGAUCAAGUGUCUGAAAGACCAGCUCACUAAUAUGAGUGACACUCUCUCAAAGGCUGAGGAGAAGGUUCAGACUCAGAUAGUUAUGCUCACCAAACAGGAGGAGGAGAGUGCUUACCAGAAGGAGCUCCUGCAGCAGCAACUGUCAGCUUCUGAGGAAGAGUUGAGGGAGAUGAAAGGGGAGAUCAAGGCUAAAGAGGAACAAUUGAUACUGCUUAAAACUGACAGUUCACAGCAGUCAAAUUUGCUACAUCAAGAGAUCCAAGAUUUAAAGAAACAAAUUGAGUGCCUUAGUUCCUCACUGAAGAAUGCUGAGGACAAGCUGCAGUCCAAGGAAAAUCUGUUUGUUGAGCGACAGCUACAGAGCAGUCAGGAUAUGGAGGCUCUCCAGGCGCAGAUGGUAGCAUCUGAAGAUGAAGUCAAGAGGCUAAAUACAGAGAUUCAUGCUAAGGAGGAGCAAUUAAGUCUGCUAAAGUCCAAGACAACUACACACUCUGAUUCUCUACAGCAAGAGAUUGAAAGUCUGAAUAAACAAUUAAAGACUCUGGCCACUUCUCUUGAGAUUGCCAAUGACCAGGUUCAGGCCAAAGAAGAUUUGAUGGCCCAACAGGAGCAGCAGAGCACUUUGCAGAUUGAGGCACUUGGAAAGCACAGUGCAUGUCUUGAGGAGGAGGUUCGUCAACUUAGGAAGGAAAUUCAAACUAAAGAGGGUGAGGUAGACCUGUUAAAGGUUGAGAGCCGCAAGGGGUCAGAAGUUCUGCAGAAUGAAAUCCGUACUCUUAAGGAUCAAGUUCAAAGUUUGAAUGAAUCCCUGAAGACUACAAUGGAACAAGUUCAGGCUAAAGAAAACAUGUUGACUCAGAAGGAAAUGGAGAUUUCUCAGGAAAAAGAUAAAUUUCAAGACAUGAUGACAGCCUCCGAAGAGGAGAUGAAAGGGCUGAAGGAGCAGAUCCAGGCUAAAGAGGAAGAACUGGUCACACUAGAAAAAGAGGGCUCCAUACAUUCAGACAUGCUACAGCAAGAGAUCAAGUGUCUGAAAGACCAGCUCACUAAUAUGAGUGACUCUCUCUCAAAGGCUGAGGAAAAGGUUCAGACUCAGAUAGUCAUGCUCACCAAACAGGAGGAGGAGAGUGCCCACCAGAAGGAGCUCCUGCAGCAGCAACUGUCAGCUUCUGAGGAAGAGGUGAGAGAGAUGAAAGAGACGGUCCAUGCUAAAGAAGAACAGUUGAUACUGCUUAAAACUGACAGUUCACAGCAGUCAGAUUUUCUACAUCAAGAGAUCCAAGAUUUAAAGAAACGGAUUGAGUGUCUUAGUUCCUCACUGAAGAAUGCUGAGGACAAGCUGCAGUCCAAGGAAAAUCUGUUUAAUGAGCGACAGCUACAGAGCAGUCAGGAUAUGGAGGCUCUCCAGGCGCAGAUGGUAGCAUCUGAAGAUGAAGUCAAGAGGCUAAAUACAGAGAUUCAUGCUAAGGAGGAGCAAUUAAUUCUGCUAAAGUCCGAGACAACUACACACUCUGAUUCUCUACAGCAAGAGAUUGAAAGUCUGAAUAAACAAUUAAAGACUCUGACCACUUCUCUUGAGAUUGCCAAUGACCAGGUUCAGGCCAAAGAAGAUUUGAUGGCCCAACAGGAGCAGCAGAGCACUUUGCAGAUUGAGGCACUUGGAAAGCACAGUGCAUUUCUUGAGGAGGAGGUUCGUCAACUUAGGAAGGAAAUUCAAACUAAAGAGGGUGAGGUAGACCAGUUAAAGGUUGAGAGCUGCAAGGGGUCAGAAGUUCUGCAGAAUGAAAUCCACACUCUUAAGGAUCAAGUUCAAAGUUUGAAUGAAUCCCUGAAGACUACAAUUGAACAAGUUCAGGCUAAAGAAAACAUGUUGACUCAGAAGGAAAUGGAGAUUUCUCAGGACAAAGAUAAAUUUCAAGACAUGAUGACAGCCUCCGAAGAGGAGAUGAAAGGGCUGAAGGAGCAGAUCCAGGCUAAAGAGGAAGAACUGGUCACACUAGAAAAAGAGGGCUCCAUACAUUCAGACAUGCUACAGCAAGAGAUCAAGUGUCUGAAAGACCAGCUCACUAAUAUGAGUGACUCUCUCUCAAAGGCUGAGGAAAAGGUUCAGACUCAGAUAGUCAUGCUCACCAAACAGGAGGAGGAGAGUGCUCACCAGAAGGAGCUCCUGCAGCAGCAACUGUCAGCUUCUGAGGAAGAGGUGAGAGAGAUGAAAGAGGCGGUCCAUGCUAAAGAAGAACAGUUGAUACUGCUUAAAAAUGACAGUUCACAGCAGUCAGAUUUUCUACAUCAAGAGAUACAAGGUUUAAAGUUGCAGGUGGAGACUCUUGGCUCAUCACUGAGGAAGGCUGAGGAGGAUAUGCAAUCAAAGGAAGAGCUGUUGGUUCAACGAGAGCAAGAAAAUACUCAACAGAGGGAGAUUGUCCAGAGUCUACAGGAGAAAGUCAAAGAAGUGGAGAUUCUGCAGAAACAGAUUUCUUCACGUGAAGAAGAGAUUCAAAAGCUAAAAGAAUCUCAGGAUGACAAAGAGAAUCUUUUCCUCAAGGCUGAAGAGAAGCUUCAGAUCCUCCAGAAAGAACUAUCUGCAGUCAACACACUGAUAACUGAUAAAGAUAAAACACUGAACACUCUCAGAGAGGAGGUCGCUGCUCAAGCCAACUUGGUUCGAAGCACAAUGGAAGAAGCUGAAGCCAGUGACAAAAUGCUAGCUGAGCUAAAGGAGGAGAGCUCCAAACAGACAGAUGCUCUUCAACAAGAGAUCCAGGGUCUGAAGGGAGAAUUGAAAACCACUUCUCUGAAUAUUCUGGCUAAAGAGCAAAUGUUGCUUGAAACUCAGCGGGAUUCUGCUGAGCAGACGCAACUUCUCCAGCAGCAGCUUGUCGCAGUAAACACAGAGCUAAACAAAUACAAAGAGACACAAGCUUUAGACCUCAGACUGAAAGAGGCCGCACAGGUUGUUGCUUUUAAGGAAAAGGAGGCUCUUGUUCAGGAAAAAGAAGUACUCAUGGCCAGGAUACUUCAGUCCGAAAAGAAUCAGACAACUCUGGAGAAACAGCUUGAAGCCAUGGUGGUUGAGAAGGAGAGACUUGUUCAAGCAAAGCAGGCCAUAGAGAGAGAGAACAUGGCCUCCCACAAGCUGGAAUCUUUGCUACAGCGCGAGCUGGAAAUCUUGAAAAUGGAGAAAGAGGGACUCGUCAAGGAAAAAGCGGAGGAAAUUGAGAUGCUAAAGACAGACCUGCAGGAACAGCUCUCAGCAAAAUCAGAGGCUGCAGAACACUACAGAGCACAGAUGGAGACUGCAGUGAGUCAUUAUAACAACAAGAAACAACUUCUUCAAGAAAGCCAUGGGGAUGUGCUUGAACUCAAGCAAUCAUUGGAGGUUAAAGAGCGUGAAGUGAAGGCUGUUGCCAUGGAAAAUAAGUUGCUUCAACUGGAUCUGGACAAGGCCCAGAGUACAGAGAAGGCACUUUUGACCAGGGUGGCCAGUUUGGAGGCACAGCUGGCUUUUGCUGACCGUAACCUGCGGGCCCAGAAUAAGAUUCAUGGUAAUGAAGGAGGUGCGAUGGGGUCAGUUUACUUGGAGAUCCCCAAUCCACACUCAAGUGUUCACACUAGAGCACAGGUGAAGAGAGCCAUGAGCUCUGACAGCCUGGACCAGAGCUCUCUGGAAGACUCUCUGAACACCACAAGGAAACUUUCAGCACCGGGUGAAUCAAGCACACCACUUGUUCGCAGUUCAGAUCGGUUGGCAGCUAAACGCAGGGGUAUAAAGGCUGAGUCCCUGGAAACCCUGUACUUCACACCUAUAAACACCAGACAGAAGAACAGGACCAGUGCAGAGCAUGACAUGGACCUGGAUUCAACCAGGAAAAAUCCGACCUCAUCUGUCAAGCGACGCAGGACCACGCAGGUUAUUAACAUCACCAUGACCAAGAAAACCCCAGGCGGCGGUGAACAUGAUGACACUUUCUAUAGUAUGGCCUCGGCUCGCUCACAACCAAACCUCUCCAGUGCCCACUCUGCCCGACCCGUGUCUAUGGAGCUGUUUGACACACCUGCCAGAAUGACCGGCAGCACCAGCGACCAGCUCAUCGGUCUACCAGGAUACAGACGGAGCACGAUCCUCUCACAGCCUGCAAGUACAUUCUGUGCGGGGGCAGAGAACGAGCCUGACGGUGCAUCUGAUGAUUGGAUGAGGAUUGCUGAGCUCCAGUCCAGGAACAAGGCCGUCCUUCCUCAUCUAAAGAGCAGCUACCCUGUGGAGUCUGAGGCUCUAGGCCGUGGCAGCACAUUCCAGUUCACAGAUGAAGAACUCCGUUUGGGUGACCCAUCUGACACAAUCCGUCGGGCGUCCCUGAUGCCUGGCCUGCUGCAAGACUCUCUCACCUCCCAUCGGCACUCACUCAUGAUAGGACAGACGGGUGGCGCUGCCAGUACUCGUUCUCAUCGUCUGUCCUUGAUGCCGGGCCAGCUGCCAUCAAAAACCGUCAGCGCCUCUCAGCUGAGGAGUCCCAAUGGCGCCAAGCGGUCUUUAUCUACGUUGUCUGUACAUCAAACUUCGCCUGAGAAAAAGGUGAAGGCCAGCUGCUUCCCCCGUCCACUCACUCCCAAAAACAAGAACGUGAUGAGUGGAUCUCAGAUUCAAACUGCCCUCAGUCCAGCUAAUCGGAGGGAGUCAAUGAUGUUUACUAUUGAAAACACCCCUAAAAACAGCAACUACCUAAAGAAAGGGCUGAACAAACUACGCGGCUCCACCCGCAAAUCUCCAAGCAAAGCUGCCAAGAAGUCGCCGGCUCGGAAAUCUGAUCGCAAGUGCCAGGAAAACAUACCUGCAGUAAAUUCCCGCGCUGGAGUUGUACGAACAGGCAGAAUUGGCAGUUCUAGGUCACCCCAGAUGGCACCUAAAGGACAGAGAGGAACCAGCAGCUAUGCAAAGUCUCCUGGACUUACAGCGAGCGCUCGCAAGAAGCACGUGUCUAUAAAUGAGGACAAUCUCGCUGGGCGUCUUAAAAGAUGAUGAGGAAGAUAAAGGUAUGAGGACUGGUUCCCAGACUGGAGUUAUGAUCAUCUACAGGUCUACUUGAUCAUCUUUUAUUUUCCUUUUUCUUUCUCAAUUUUAAUGGUUAUCGUUCAGGGUUUUUACAAUCUUGUUUUAAUCUACCUUUAUUUCCUCUGUAUUAUAUUUAUAUGUUGUCAAUAAACAUUUUUAA
Molecule: messenger RNA, 8511 nt
Organism: Centropristis striata (black sea bass)
Lineage: Eukaryota; Metazoa; Chordata; Actinopteri; Perciformes; Serranidae
Gene: numa1
Product: nuclear mitotic apparatus protein 1
Exons: 25
Coding region: 171-8318 (2715 amino acids)
Biological process (GO): establishment of mitotic spindle orientation
Cellular component (GO): spindle pole; centrosome; spindle microtubule
Molecular function (GO): microtubule binding
Source: RefSeq, a predicted model, not a curated record